Alternaria ethzedia is the source of this 591-nucleotide messenger RNA. RefSeq lists its product as uncharacterized. The transcript has a single exon. The record is from RefSeq and is a predicted model, not a curated record. Bases 1 to 591 code for a protein of 196 amino acids. NCBI's taxonomy places the organism in Eukaryota, Fungi, Ascomycota, Dothideomycetes, Pleosporales, Pleosporaceae.
AUGAACGCCCCCGAUAGCGAGAUUGACUAUUCCACGGACGAUACCCCCUCGAGCAUGGGGUCUGACGACGGUUGGGUCAACUUUGGCUGCGGCGAUCUAGACGAUGAUAUCUGCGGCAAGGACGAGGACAAGGACGACGACGACAACAACAACAACGACAACGACAACGGCGAAAACGACGAGAACAACGAAAACGACGACGACGAAAACGACGAGAACAACGACAACGACGACGACGACUCUGAUCAUGUUCACACUCACACCACUCACACCACUUACAUCAAGAUCAAGUCCAAAAAUGGCGCAUCCAGCCGGGUGAAGCCGCCCACCGUCUCUGUCAAGCAUCGUUCGUCUCGUUCAAAAGUAAAGCACCACAAUUCUACCACUGACCACCGCGACUUCAUUGUCUGCUUCAUGAUGAUGUUGGUCAUUCUGACACUGUUGUUACCUGAGCGAACAUUCGUUUUCUGCCAACUGGUGGGCUUCUUACUGGCCGAGGUUGCAUCAAUCUUAAUCGAGGGAAAAACUCUCCGGUUUGUAUUAGCUGUAGUGUUGUUCACUGUGGCGAGCCUCAAGAAGCAGAACCCGUGA